AUGCGGGGUGCAUCGACCUCCUCCUCCUCCUCGUCUUCCAGAAUUCGUCGAAGUCAUCGUCAUCGGCAAAAUACUAGACGAACUUCCAGGGUGGUGAUUCAUAGCGCUUUGUAUACGGGAACACCGGCGGAUUUCAAGGAAAAGGGGGAUCAAAUUUCAUUCGACUCUUGGGACCCGCUCGGGUUAUUAUCGGCAUCAUCUCAUUCUGCUUUUGACGAGCGCGCGCAAGAUUCCCUCUUUGGGUUUGGUGGUAUGAUGAGAACGAAGAGCAAUAAAAAGAGCAGCAGCAAAAACAACAAAAACAGCAAGAAGAAGGAAAACACGAGUAGCAACAAACGCACGACCAGUAGCAGACAAUCGACGAAAACGUCCGCGUUUGGGACGUCCAGCGGUGGUGACGACGAUGGGAACUUCGGGGACUUCUUCUCUGGAGAUCUUCCGCAAAAAGUCGCGACUAUCCUUGCGUUGCUCGUCGUCUCUAGAAUUGGCGCGUACAUUCCAAUCAGUGGUGUCGAUAGAACGGCGUUUGCAGAGUCACUUUCGAACACUGGGGGUGUGAUGAGUUACGUGGAUACGUUAACCGGCGGGUCUAUUUCUAAGCUUGGUAUUUUCUCGCUCGGUAUCGUGCCGUUCAUCAACUCGAGUAUUAUCUUUCAGUUGCUUUCGUCUGUAUUUCCAGAAUUGCAAAAGCUCCAAAAGGAAGAGGGUGAAUCUGGGCGACGUCAGUUUAUGCAGUAUCAACGAUAUGGGGCGCUCGCAUUCGCGUUGAUCCAAGCCGUAGGCCAGUGCUUGUACGUCCGACCGUACGUGGACGAUUUCUCCGUCAUGUGGUUAGCUGAAUCAACCGCAGUUCUAACAGCUGGUGCAAUGAUUCUAAUGUAUAUCGGUGAAGUUUUGAACGAGUUGAAGUUGGGUAACGGGACGUCACUUUUGAUUUUCGCCAACAUCGUCUCGUCGUUGCCUUCCUCGAUUGGUCAAACGGUUGAACAAAGUAAAACGGAUGGGAACGGAGCAUUUACCUUAGCCGUGUUCUUCGGUGCAUUCUUACUUUCGACGCUCGGCGUGGUGUACGUUCAAGAAGCCGAGCGUAAAAUUCCCAUGCAAUACUCGACAAAGUUCAACUCGCAAGGAGCUGGAUUAUCGAAAUCGUCGUACUUGCCGUUCAAAGUGAAUUCCGCUGGUGUCAUGCCGAUUAUUUUUAGUUCUUCGUUGAUGGCGUUACCGGCAACAUUGGCGAGAUUUACUGAUAACGGUGCCGUUACAUCUGUAGCGAAGUUUAUUUAUCCUGGAGGUGCUGGGUACAUACCCGUGAACGUAGCUUUGAUCUGUUUCUUCAACUAUUUCUAUACGUUUUUACAGCUCGAUCCGAAAGAUGUCGCGGAACAGUUGAAGAGACAAGGUGCGUCCAUCCCGGGUGUUCGACCGGGUAAAAACACGAGAGAGUACAUUACAAGAGUGUUAGAGAGGCUAUCUUUGCUUGGUUCCCUCUUUUUAGGUUUCCUUGCGUUGACACCGGGCGGAGUCGAGAAACUCACCGGGUUGCAAACCUUCAGAGGUUUCGCCGGGACGAGUUUGUUGAUUCUCGUCGGCGUGGCCACUGAUUGCGCCAGGAAGGUAAAGUCAGAGCUCGUGAUGCAAAAAUACUCAACCUCGAUUGAAGACUUUUAUAAGAAAUAA
This is a messenger RNA of Bathycoccus prasinos, 1677 nucleotides long. Its product is annotated as preprotein translocase subunit SecY. Gene Ontology annotation, cellular component: chloroplast thylakoid membrane. Gene Ontology annotation, biological process: SRP-dependent cotranslational protein targeting to membrane, translocation. NCBI's taxonomy places the organism in Eukaryota, Viridiplantae, Chlorophyta, Mamiellophyceae, Mamiellales, Bathycoccaceae. The coding region runs from base 1 to 1677 and encodes 558 amino acids. The transcript is spliced from 2 exons. The record is from RefSeq and is a predicted model, not a curated record. Gene Ontology annotation, molecular function: signal sequence receptor activity; transmembrane protein transporter activity.